UAAUUUUGGCCAAUGAUCAACAUAAUUCGGCUAAGAAAUUGGCGCAAAAAGGUUUAUGUAACACAAUGUCAUACAGAGCAUUUAUAAAAAAUUGUGAUUUAAAUUUACCGUCAACAUUUUUAAAAUUCCUUCAGAUAAACGAAAUAGAUCCCGCAGUGUACACAAUUCAAAAUUUACCUAGAUACAUUCGAUUAAAUUCUUAUUAUUAUCAAGAUGAACAUUCACAAUUACAAAUUUGUAAAGAACUAGAAGAGCAAAUUGGAUCAAAAAUUUGGCCUGUAAAAGGAAUUGAUGGUUUUUUUGGAUUAGAUGGUAAUUGUAGGAUUGUUAAUUGUAAAGCAUAUAAAGAGGGAAAGAUAUUUGGUAUAGAUCUAAGUUCAGGGAUCGCUGUUUACGCACUUGAUAUUCAUCCAAAUGAACAUAUUUUAGAUUUAUGUUGUGCUCCAGGAGCAAAAUUAUGCAUGAUAUCUAAUAUCUUGGGCACAAAAGGGUGUGGUACAAUUACUGGAGUAGAUAUUUCACGUGAUCGCGCAUCAACAUGUAGAAGUUUAUUAAAAAAAUACAAGAUAAGUCGAGCUAGAUUGUUUGUCGCCGACGGUACAACAUUUAAU
Molecule: messenger RNA, 611 nt
Organism: Scutellospora calospora
Lineage: Eukaryota; Fungi; Glomeromycota; Glomeromycetes; Diversisporales; Gigasporaceae
Source: the annotation of a GenBank genome assembly